This is a messenger RNA of Meloidogyne enterolobii, 1997 nucleotides long. NCBI's taxonomy places the organism in Eukaryota, Metazoa, Nematoda, Chromadorea, Rhabditida, Meloidogynidae. The record is from the annotation of a GenBank genome assembly.
UUAAAAAUAUGAGCUUUGCUAAUUCAAUUCCAUCAAUUAUUCCGUCCUCAUCAACAUUAACAUCUCCAAUUAUAACAACUUGUGAAAAUAUUAAUGAGACAUCUCCUUACAAACAAGACAAUCAACAACAACAACAAAACAAUUUAAACCAGACUAGAAGUUCCCCAACAUCUGUGGGAACACCAAAAGAAACUUCUAAUGCUGGAAAGCAGCCGCCAUCAAAAAGUUAUUGUAUUUUGACUCCUUGUAGCAAUUCUCAUCCUUUUGAAGAGCGAAGAAUUCUUGUUGGACGAUCAGAAGAAAAUGCUGUUAAAAUUGGACGUUCUAUUGUUAGACUUCAACCAGCACAUAGUAAUGCGAUUUUUGAUUGUAAAGUGCUUUCAAGGAAUCAUGCAAUUCUUUGGAUGAAUGAUGACGUUCAUUUCUUUAUUAAAGACACACGAAGUUCAAAUGGCACUUUUAUAAAUAAUGAUCGAUUGAGUUCAAGUGGAGAAGAAAGUGAGCCAAGAGAGCUCUUUUCUGGUGACAUUCUUCAACUUGGAGUUGAAAUUGUGGAUAAUGCAAAGAAAGUCGCUAGUGGAUGUGUUACUUGUAUUGUACGUUUGACAAAUGAGAGAGGCGAAGAAUAUGUGGAUAGACCUCAAUUGGACUCUUUUGCCUUUCCCAUUCGAAAUGAAAAUCAAAUUCCAUUAAAUUACACUCUGGUUCGAAACGACAAAUUAUUUAUUUUUGAACAAUAUUUAAAAGAGGCAAAACACAGAGAGAACCUUCUCGGUCAAAAGCUUCAAACGAUCGAAGGUCAACUUUUAACUGCACAAGAAGAACUUCAGGCAAAAUGGGAUGAACAUAUCAACCAGGAACUUCUUCUUUCUCGUAUUGAACUUCUUGAAUCUCAAUUAUUAACUUAUCUUAAUGCUAAAAACGCUGUAUCACCCAAAAAUGCCCAAACUGCCUCUACUAACUGUGUAGAAAAAGAAGAGGAAGUGAAUCAAUUAAAACGAGAAAUUCGAGAAUUAAUUGAAGACAGAGCAAAGUCUGAACAAUUGGCCAAAGAGUCGAUUAGGAAGAAAUGCGAACAAAUUCAGGAAGCAACUAUGCGUUUGAAUGAUGUAGAAAUGGGUUUGGUAAAUGUGGAAGAGGAGUGCGGUUUUCUUCGACAGCGUUGUUCAGAUUAUGACUUGCAACUUAUCAAGCAAAGAGACAAUUAUGAUAUGCUUAUGGGAAAGUAUAAUGAGGUCUGUGCUCAACUAGUUACGGCAGAAAAGGCUGCUGCUAGUGCCGAAAAACCUCUUCAACCACCACCAUCACCUCCUCCCUUGGAGAAAGGUUUUUUGGUGGAGAAUGGUGGUGACGUUUCUACUUGUUCUUCAACUGAUACUAAAGAAGAGAAGGGGAGUCAGAAAACGGAUAAAAAUGCUGAAAAGAUGGAUAUAAGCGAUAAAGACCAUAAUAAACAGCAUGAAUCAAAUGUGGAAGAGGGGGAGAUUGUCAGUCCGUCUUUGGAAGAAGGGGAAAUUGUUAGUUUGACAAAGUCGACAUUUUAUAAUGAAGAAGAGCAAAAAAUGGCCAAUUACUUCCAUAAUUGUAAAGAACAGGAAUUACUUAAGAAAGUGGCUGAAUUGGAGUUACAACUUAAAGAACGUAAAAUUAAUGGGAAUAAUAAUAAUGAAGAGGAAAGGGCUUUGACUACAACAACGACACCUCAAUCUUCUGACGAUUUUCAGGUUAUUUUUAUAUUAAAACCUCGUUUUAGACCUCCCAAGGUCGUACAUUAUAAUGAGGGGUGCCUUAAAUUUGAGGUUUGGCUUAAGCAACUCCAAAGUCUAGCAAUCCAUGGGAGGAGGAGUAGGCUGUUACUAAAGACCUCAUUACACACCUCAUUUUACCCCCUCCUGAAACUCGACCCCUGGAUACACCUUUGAAGUCCGAUCAAAUUUAGAAAAAAGGUAUCUUAAAUAGAGGUGUACCCUAUAUUGGGCGUAUCUUAUUUGGAGUUC